Messenger RNA from Seminavis robusta, 900 nucleotides. The record is from the annotation of a GenBank genome assembly. Lineage: Eukaryota; Bacillariophyta; Bacillariophyceae; Naviculales; Naviculaceae.
AUGGAAAGAGUGACAGGCAACAGAAGCGGUCCAACUGAUAUCCCCUUUCUACGAGGUCAUAGCGAUAUUACUGGGGAUCCAGCCAAGGUCCUGAUGCAAAUCACCGAAGAGGAGUUAUGGAGAGCUUUGAUGAUCAAAACUUUGGUCCUUCUUGACCAGCGUAUUGACUCAGAAAUCUCCGAUUUCGAGUACGUUCAGUUUGCUCUGGCCAGUUUGGGAGAAGAAGAAUCCCUUGGACAAGUGGUGGACAAGAUCUGCAUGAUCAAGUGCUUUCGUAAAGAAUACAAGAUCAAAGGAACUCCAGAAGAAGGAGCAGAGUUCUUUGAUCGGUUUUCCUUGAUGUGCCCUGGGGUCUUUCUGGCAGUGGAUUUGAUACCUCCCCGCCUCAAUUGUGUGGGGAUCUUUGAUUUUGCAGCCUUUCGUCCCAAAGAGCAAAUCCAAACGGACGAGCAGAUACGAACGUUCUUUGGAGCUCAUUACUAUUUGAUGAAUAGCCUCUACCCAAACUUCCACGCCAUCCGAGAAGGCUGCGAGGUUGUAUGCGAGUGUGAGGGAGCUGGUUUUGAGUGCUUUGAUUCGAGCUUCACUGAAACUGCCAUAGAUACGCUUUUCAAGGCCUACCCCAUGAGUCUGAAGAAAGCAAUGAUGCUCAACUCACCAACAGUUGUGAGCUUCUUUUGGGCUCUUUGGAAGAGGAGGUUUCCUUGGCAAGCAAGUAAGUGGCAGCUGGGCGCUAAACUGUAUCCAGAAGAGCUCCGGAUCAACGAGUUCUUCUAUGGCGCCCCCUCUGAAGAGGCUCGGAGACGGUUAAUGAUCGAGAAUGUACAAAGAUCACUUCAAAUUCGGAAGAAGAAUGAAGACGACUUCAAAUUCUGGAAAAUCACUCAACACUGGGGAUAA